This is a messenger RNA of Drosophila virilis, 1810 nucleotides long. Its product is annotated as chondroadherin. Gene Ontology annotation, molecular function: protein binding. The record is from RefSeq and is a predicted model, not a curated record. NCBI's taxonomy places the organism in Eukaryota, Metazoa, Arthropoda, Insecta, Diptera, Drosophilidae.
CCGUUCGUUUGUCUGUCCGUCCGUGCCGCCGUCCGUCCGUCCGUCUGGCUGGCUGUUGCCAGUGUGUGCAAGCGAGAUAGUGAAUCGAGCUCAAUUACGCCGCCAAACUGUCGUGUCAGCAACAACGUGAAAUGUGCAAUUCCUGGCUGCUGCUCAUAAUUGCGCUCACUGUUGUCUGCCUGUGGAACUCGCAACAAACCGAAACAUCCAAAUCAUGCCCAGCCGAGUGCAUCUGCUUGUCCCAGACUCAAGUGCUGUGUAACACGGGCGGACUCGAGCAGAUACCGCUGCGCCAGCUGCCGGCAACCGUAGAGAACCUGGCGCUGACCAAAAACAACUUUCCAAUCAUCAAGCCGGACUCGUUUGCCGGCCUGCGUGCGUUGAAGAAACUCUCGCUGGACGGCAACAAUAUUACGCGAAUCAAACAGUUCGCGUUCAGGGGUCUGCCCCGGCUGCGGGAGCUAUCCAUACAGUAUACGCCGCUGCAGAUGGUGGCACAGUUCGCAUUCGCGGGCUUGCAGAAUCUGUCGACCAUAUUGCUCAGUCACAAUCAGAUCCAGCGGAUCGAGGGCAAUGCAUUUGCGGGCACCUCGAACAUAAAGCUGAUAUUGCUGAGCAACAAUCCGCUGAUACGGAUCGAGAGUUCGGCCUUCUCUAGUUUGACGAAUGUGGGACAUUUGAUAUUGCCAUCGGGCAUCAGGAGCAUCGAGCAGGACGCGUUCUUUGGCAUGGAUGCGGUCGGGCUGCUCAAGCUGGCCUAUAUGGAUCUGAAGGAGAUUUCGCCGUUCACUUUUCGCGGUCUGUCCAAUGUGCUGCUGUUGACGCUUCAGGAAUCCGAUUUGGGCGUCAUCUGUGCGGACGCCUUUACGGGCCUCACCCAGGUGGAGACGCUGCAGAUACUGAACAACAAGAUCGACUCAAUUGAGGAGCUGAACUUUACAAAUACGGCGGCCAUCAAACAUCUCAAGUUCCAUGGCAAUCAUGUGCUGGAGACGCCCGAUCCGAAUGCCAUCAUUGUCGAUGGCGUUGAUCAUCUGCAGCUGGUGAACAAUCAUUUUCCCUGCGGCUGUCACAUACACACCCUGCUCGACGGGCCCCUCGCCGAGGGUGCACACAAUCUGAGCGAUUUUCUCCAGAAGAACUACUGCAUCUCGCCGCUGGAGGUGAACGGACGGGUGAUGAGCGAACUGGAUAUCGAUGCGAUCGGACGCUGUGCCGACCAGCUGACCAAGGGUAAUCUUGGCUCUUCGGCGGCCAGCCUGGCCCUGGGCCUCAAUGCCAUGCUACUGAUUGCCGUUGCCAGCUGUGUUGAGUGGCGAUAUGCCCGCCUUUUGGCCGCCCGGCUUGCCCAGCUGCUCAGCCACAGUCACAUCGCCUGGCGUCGCCGCCGGAAACGCCGACGGCCCAACUAAGCAGCCACACACAGUGUAGGCAGGGCCGCGCGACAGAGAGGAAGAGAGAUGAAACCCGUUUGUACUUAAAUCUAUUUCCCGCUUAAGAGCAAAUGCCUGGCUCCUGGCUAAUCCGGCAGCGAGCUGGCAAAACUGGAGUGCGGCGUCCGGAGUGCGGAGAGUCGGAGAGUCCGGACUGCGGAGUCUGGAGUCCGGAGUGUGCGGGGGCUAACGAGUGGGGUUUUUGUUAUAAAGUGGGUUUUGCAUGUGCGUGCAGUGCGAUGGCAAAGCGCACACAAUCAAUGCGAACGACUCUAAAUUAUUGUAUCUAACGAAUUUGAAUCUAAUGUGUAAAUCAUAAAUUGGCAACUGAGUAACCAAAAAUUUACCAAAAAUAUAAUAAAAGUAAAAUAAAUAAA